AUGAAUCUUUUCGCAGGGGCUACGAUUGUGGCCCUCGUCGGUUCAUGUAUCGCGUCGCCUGGCUACCUCAAACUCGACUUGCACAAACGGGCCCCCUCAGCCACCAGGCUUGUCCCAAGCUCUUCGAGCACGUAUCAGCUCGUCGAGCAAGCUGGCUUCAAUAUCACUUACGCCGCUCCAGGUGAUACCGAUGCUGGUGACUGGGGUUCUGAUACCAUUACGAUCAACGGCUCCUCCCCUAUCAACAAUCAACAAAUCGGAGUGGCGAGUGUGCUUGUCGACCAGCAUGGAGUGAUGGGAGUUGGAUACGACACCAAUGAAGCAAAAAACGAUGGCCCAACCGGGGUAUAUCAGUCGGUGAUGGACAAUCUCGUCAAGUCAGGAAUCAUCCACCGCAAAGCCUUCAGCCUGUACUUGAACGACCUCGAAGCGAGCACGGGCUCAAUCAUCCUCGGCGGCAUCGACACGACCAAAUACUCCGGAGACCUGGUCGCCCUUCCUCUGCAGGCUACUCAGGAUGGUUUGGUGAAGGAGUACUAUGUGGCUUUGACUGGCGUCUCCUUCACUGACGCCACCGGUGAAACCACUCAAUUGUCGCCACAGGGAUAUUCUCAAGCCACGUUGCUAGAUUCGGGCACAACCAACACCUUUUUGACCAACGAUAUUUUCACCCCUCUGGCUCUCGGAUUUGGAGCUGUCCUGGAUGCAGAGGGUACCGGCGCCUAUCUGAUACCGUGCAGCCUCUCAAACGGCAAUGGUACCAUCGGCUAUUUAUUUGGUGGGGAGGGGGGCAUCACCAUACAAGUGCCUCUCGCGAAUAUAGUUGGCGGGCAGAUAUACACACCAGAUAAUUUCGACGAUCCGUCAGGUGGUUGCAUGUUGGCCAUGGAAACCACCAGGGAGAGUAGCGGCUUCAGCAUCCUCGGCGACAGCUUCCUCAGAAGUGCUUACGCGGUUUUCGACCUGGAGAACCAAGUCGCGGCUCUGGGCCAAGCAGACGAGAACAAAGCAUCGACCAGCAACAUUGUGGUGAUUCCCACCGGCACUGCGGUCCCCAGUGCCACAGCCACCGCAAUGGCCACCGGGACACAGCUGACUGCCAUCACGGCCGAGACACAAGUACCCGAAGCUAGCUUUUCGGGAUCGAGCUUGAUCCUGGCUGGCACGCCGACCUUCAACUUGGGGAUCUCUUCAUCGACAGCAACAGCUGGUUCGGGUCCAUCCUCCUUCGGAUACUCCGGCGCAGGGUCAUUCCACGGCUGUCCCGACAGCGGCUCUACUGGGUCGGGGUCUGGCAGCAAGUUUCAUCGGGCUUUAGCAACCAACUAA
This is a messenger RNA of Cladophialophora carrionii CBS 160.54, 1329 nucleotides long. RefSeq lists its product as uncharacterized. Gene Ontology annotation, molecular function: aspartic-type endopeptidase activity. The transcript is spliced from 2 exons. Bases 1 to 1329 code for a protein of 442 amino acids. Lineage: Eukaryota; Fungi; Ascomycota; Eurotiomycetes; Chaetothyriales; Herpotrichiellaceae. Gene Ontology annotation, biological process: proteolysis. The record is from RefSeq and is a predicted model, not a curated record.